AUGUCUAAGCCAAUUCGACGUGUAGUAACGGGCCACAAAGAGGGCGCAUCGACGGUACUCAUUGACGACAAGUUGGAUCCUGCUCCAGGAUUUGCCUCGAAAGCCGCAACCAUCUGGCAAAACCAUCAGUAUCCGGCUGAACUCGCAGACCACGAUGCAGCACAAGGAAAGGCUUAUAUAUACAACAAAGGCUCUCUCAUUCGAGUUGUCGAUUUUCCUCCAAAUUCAACUGGUCAUAAUCACCGCACUGCUUCACUCGACUAUGGUAUCAUUAUAGAAGGAGAGAUCGAAUUGGAGUUGGAAGAUGGGUCAAAGACCAUUGUACGAGCAGGAGACAUCGUUGUUCAGCAAGCAACUAUGCACAAGUGGAACAACCAUACGGAUAAAGUAUGUCGAAUGAUUUUUGCAUUGCUUCCAUCAGAGACCGCGAAGGGACCGGAUGGAAAGGAAUUGAAAGACCAUGGUAUUCCCAAGAAGUAUCAGGUUGAUGAGCAGUAG
Ascochyta rabiei is the source of this 498-nucleotide messenger RNA. RefSeq lists its product as uncharacterized. The transcript has 2 exons. The record is from RefSeq and is a predicted model, not a curated record. Bases 1 to 498 code for a protein of 165 amino acids. Lineage: Eukaryota; Fungi; Ascomycota; Dothideomycetes; Pleosporales; Didymellaceae.